Trametes versicolor FP-101664 SS1 is the source of this 2900-nucleotide messenger RNA. RefSeq lists its product as uncharacterized. Lineage: Eukaryota; Fungi; Basidiomycota; Agaricomycetes; Polyporales; Polyporaceae. The record is from RefSeq and is a predicted model, not a curated record. The coding region runs from base 132 to 2576 and encodes 814 amino acids. The transcript has 4 exons.
CACAACACGACACUCGCACUGCCCUCUACUCUGCGGUACUCACUACCUGUUGUACACCAUCGAAUCAGAAGACACCAGCCAAGCACGACUCAAAUUUUGCAUACCACUCGACCUACGACCACAGCAGAGCCAUGGGAGACCUUAGCCUCCGCCAUAUUCCAGACCUAUCGGAUGCAUCAGCCAUUGCAGACUUCUCCGAUGCCUCGUUCCAAAUUCCUCGUGCCGCCGAUGACUUCCUUCUCGCAGACGAUACCAUCGACUUUUUCAAUGGUGCAGACGAUACCCUUGCCACACCCGCUCCGCCAUCAAGGCCCGCGCCGCAACCCCCGUUAACUCUUGCCGAACUCACGCCGCGCUCGAAGCCUGUGCGUGCCAUGCCCGUGCGAUCAUCUCUUCGCCCGCGUCCUGGGAUUGCUACGCCCCAUAAGGCUGCUGUUGUCAACAAACUCUCUGCGGCUCUCGCGGAGGAUCUGUCACCCUUCCGUCACCAAGACCCCUCUUUCCAAAUUCCUCCCCAACAAACGGACCUCGAAGACCUUCUAAUGGCCGACGAAGGGUCUAACUUCUUCCAAGGAGAGGAACCUUCACAGGAUUCUGUCCCAUUGCGCGCUCGUAGUCCCUUGACAUUGAGUCAGCUCAGUCCGGGACCUCAGAAGCGUAUGCCGCUGCCAUCGCCGACCAGCCCCGACGGGCCCUCUUCCAUCAUCCGACCUUCCUACUCCGUUAUUGCGAAUGAUGAUGGGCGGCUCGCAGAUGCCUAUGAGAGAAACACAGCCGACAUCCAACCACCGGCCUCGACUGUGGCCAAUCUCAUUCCGGUCAUAGCGGAAGUGCUAUCGGCUGGCCCGGCUGACCGAUUGGCUGUCGAACGACCUGCCGAGAAGGGCAUAGUCAAGGGUCCUCCCAAGACCAAUCACGCAAAGGAACAGAAGAAACUUCCCGGCGGCGACAAAGCGAAGCGAAAGAAGGUGACACCCGUUGCAGCGGUCACCAAACCCGCCAAACUCAAACCCCUGACUGCAUCCAUCGCGCGCAGAAUUUCACUUGGAGGGAAGAAGACGGUACCUGGAAUGCGGCGUCGACCACUCCAGGCGCCGCCUGCAGCUGCCGCGACAAGAGGAAUCAGCGUCCGGCGUGUUGAUGGUGCUGCGCAGUCAGCGUCGUCCGCUGUUCUCACCGACGUCAAACCUCCCCGGGUAGGCGGUGCCUUAGCCGAUACUCUACUGUCGUUCGGCCAAAGGCUCAUGGCGAGUACUGCGAGGAUAGAAGUCGGUGAAGACGCGCUUUUGGUCAACGAUGCCCCGAGUUGUGCACUGCCUGAGACCGACGUCCCAGCACCGACAGCUACAACUCAACAUCCCGCAGGAUGGCUCAACGAGGGCGGGGACUCGGAGGCUAUCGCUGGCCCGAGUAGUCGCGUAUCCCCGCGGGGAAGUGGGAUUGGAGCAGCGUCGGCCACGCUAGCGUCAGGGUCGCUUAGCCCUGCAGGAGCGCCCGCGGACGUCCUCGAUCAACAUGCGACCGAGCCCCAGGUCUCAGAGACACGACGUUCUCCCUCCCCGAUGCGUCGUUCAAUCAAACGUGCGGGGUCUCCAGCGUGUGAGCCACCUGCACAACAACGCAAACGAAGCAAGACCACAUCCGGACCGUCGGCACCGCUCGCCUCGAAGGAGCCCCUUCCCCGCAAACCUGCCCUACAGCCUUCACGGUCAAGGAACGGGGCGGCGGCGGCGGCGUCCAACGGCGCGCGGGCGCGGCGCGUGGUGUCCGCAAGUGCCAGCACCGCGAAUCUAGGCGCGAAGACCGACGGAGCGCGCCAGCCUGCAGUCGCGCCACUGAAGCCGCUCUCGCAUAGUGGCCCUGGAAAUACUGUCGACGGGGGAAAACCGAAGGUCCCUUUUGGGGGUGAGAUCGUUGACAGCAAGAGCGGUGCUCACGUCCCGACCUCGAGCAGGGGUGGCAAAUCAAGGGGCACAGUCCAGUCGCAAAAGGAAAAUCUGACCGACGCAAAGGAGCGUCAGACCCACGAGCGUCGUGAUGGACUCGGACAGACAUCCAGUUCCACCCGGGGAAUCGCCUCCGCGGACAGACAGCCGACAAGUUCGUCGUCCGCGAAGCCCACGAAGCCGAUGGAGUUCCAGUUUGCGACGUCGAUGCGCGGCGAGGCACGGCGGGCUGACCUCGAAAAGUCAGCCAGUAGCAGCGGGAGCAGCCACACGAUGUCCCUGCGGCAGUCGAAGGCGUAUGCUGCGCACCCGAUCCCUGACUUCAAGGCGCUCCACGCCAUGCAACAAUCUAUGCUCGCCCAACGCAAAGCGGAGAUUGCCCCCGUCGUACCACUCCAGAUCGAACUCUCCACAGAGGCGCGGGCACGCGAGCGCGAGCAGUUCGAGGAAGCUCGCCGUGCACGCGAGGCCGAGCUUGAGCGACAACGUGAAGAGCGGCGGCGACAGCAAGAGCUCGAGGAGGAGCAGGAGAUCAAGGAGCUGAGGAAACGUGCGGUACCCAAGGCGAACGAGGUCCCGGAGUGGUACGCGCUCGCGCCGAAGAAGUCGAAGGCGGGCACCGGAAACUGAGGUACCGGGAAUCUUUGUGCUCUGCAUCCCGCCGGGGGCGUGCCCGACUGAAGGUUCCGAGGAGCGGGACGGACGCGCAGAACGGGGGUUGUGGCGCACUGCGCUCGCGCCCAGCCGCUGCGGUGGUGGGGGCGGUGGGAGGUGAAGGGCGGGGACGCUAUGAUUAUGGCAUGAGAGUCAUCUGUACGUUACUACCCCCCGCGACAUCUUCUCUGCAUUCAUGCACCCCGAUGGAGGUGUGUCGUGUAUGUUAUUUUUGUCCGUGACUCACUGCUCGUCUUCGUGCUCGGCGGACUACCUAUCAAUAUCUGGAUAUCUGGACAC